AUGCCACCCACUCCUUGCGCUCUGUGCAAGACGAACCGAGCACUUAUUCUUCGUCCCAAAGACCAUUCGAAACUAUGCAAGGCGUGCUUCAUAUCCGUCUUCGAAACAGAGAUCCACCAUACAAUCACGACGAACAACCUCUUCCACCGCGGGGAGAAGAUUGCAAUCGGCGCAUCGGGCGGCAAGGACAGCACCGUACUUGCUGCAGUCCUCAAGACUCUGAAUGAGCGAUACGAUUACGGCGUCGAGCUGAUAUUGUUGUCGAUUGACGAGGGAAUCAAGGGCUACCGUGAUGACUCCCUCGAAACCGUCAAGCGCAAUGCACAACAGUAUGAAAUGCCGCUGACAAUCUUGGGAUAUUCCGAGUUGUAUGGCUGGACUAUGGAUCAAGUCGUGGAGCAAGUGGGAAAGAAGGGGAAUUGCACCUACUGCGGCGUGUUCAGGCGGCAAGCGCUGGAUCGCGGUGCAGCCAGACUGGGUGUUAAGCAUGUGGUUACAGGACACAACGCCGACGACGUCGCAGAGACUGUGCUCAUGAAUUUGCUCCGUGGCGAUCUUCCUCGACUUUCGCGGACGACAUCCAUCAUCACGUCUACACCCUCCGCAGUAUCCACAGAUCCGAAUUCACACACCAACGUCAAGCGCAGCAAACCUCUCAAGUACGCCUACGAGAAAGAAAUCGUCCUGUACGCCCACCACAGAAACCUAGACUACUUCAGCACCGAGUGCAUCUACUCCCCAGAGGCCUUCCGAGGCAGCGCGCGUGCCCUCAUCAAAAACCUCGAACGAGUGCGACCGAGUGCAAUCCUCGACGUGGUUCGAAGCGGCGAGGACAUGGCUAAACUCGUACCAGGUAGCGACGAAGGCUGCGGAGGAGUUUGCUCGAGUUCUGUCCCCGCUGCAGAGGAAGAGGAGGGCGGCUGUGGCAGUUCGAAUGGAAGGACUGCCGGUGGCGAGAUGGCAAACAUGGAGCAGCACUUGUCACAAAAUGAGGCCGCAGCGGAGAAUGGACUAGAAGUCGAGAUCACAUCUACAGGAAAAUCUCGCGCAACCCAAACUCAGCAACGAGGCAACACAGCUAAAGAAUCGCUCCAGAACGGCAGCAGCAAGAAGAGUAAAAAAGGAAAGGGCGAGCCUCCGGCGCCCCGAAAAGUCACAAAACAAGUCAUGGGACAAUGCAAGCGCUGCGGAUACCUUUCCAGCCAGGAAAUCUGCAAAGCAUGCGUCCUCCUGGAAGGACUCAACAAGAACCGCCCGAAGAACUCGAUCGAGGUGGGCUACGAUGAAUCCCAGGAAACCGAAGUCAACGGUGUCACGAACGGCCUCCAGAAGACCCACAUCGCAGCGGAGUGA
This is a messenger RNA of Aaosphaeria arxii CBS 175.79, 1353 nucleotides long. RefSeq names its product adenine nucleotide alpha hydrolases-like protein. Gene Ontology annotation, cellular component: mitochondrion; cytosolic tRNA wobble base thiouridylase complex. The record is from RefSeq and is a predicted model, not a curated record. Lineage: Eukaryota; Fungi; Ascomycota; Dothideomycetes; Pleosporales. The coding region runs from base 1 to 1353 and encodes 450 amino acids. Gene Ontology annotation, molecular function: tRNA binding. Gene Ontology annotation, biological process: tRNA wobble position uridine thiolation. The transcript has 2 exons.